GUUUCUGCAAAGGCACAUGUGCAAGACUUAUUACGUGAAGAGUUAGUUAAAGCUUUUCCUGAUAAAUCAAAUUUCAAUCCUACAUUUGAUGAAAUUAAUUCUUUGGAAUUUUUAAAUUGCGUAGUUAAAGAAACUUUAAGAUUACACUCUCCAGCUGUCAUGAUUAGGCGAACUAAUAUUAAAGACAAAGUUUUUGGGAAUUAUUUAAUUCCAAAGAAUACUAUAAUAAUGAUUUCAAUUAGUGGACUUCAUAAAUCACCUGAAAUUUGGGGUCCAACAGCUACUGAAUUUGAUCCAAAAAGAUGGCUGGACUCUACUUUAACUGAAAAUGUAUCAAAUUUAAAUUUUUUACCUUUCAGUGCUGGCGCAAGAAGUUGCAUUGGAAAUAAAUUAGCUUUAGUUGAAUUUAAA
This is a messenger RNA of Rhizophagus irregularis DAOM 181602=DAOM 197198, 411 nucleotides long. The record is from RefSeq and is a predicted model, not a curated record. NCBI's taxonomy places the organism in Eukaryota, Fungi, Glomeromycota, Glomeromycetes, Glomerales, Glomeraceae.